This is a messenger RNA of Symbiodinium necroappetens, 357 nucleotides long. The record is from the annotation of a GenBank genome assembly. Lineage: Eukaryota; Dinophyceae; Suessiales; Symbiodiniaceae.
AUGUACCUCGGGGAGAAGACGCCCCUUUUUGUUGGGACGAUCAGAGCAUUCUCAACGCUUGGCCUGCUAGUCAUGAUGAUGGCCGUGACGGCAGCCAUGGCUUUGUAUGACGACCUGCAGCGGCAACGCGCUGAUUAUGAGAUCAACACCUCCGAAGCCAAGAAAAUCAGAAAGGGGGAAGCGGAGGCUGUGCCCGUGCAGUUCCAAAAGAUAAAGGUUGGAGAUGUCCUCGUCGUGUCGAAGGACGAGGAGUUUGCGGCGGAUUGCGUGCCCAUCUACUGCUCUGGUGAGGAUGGCAACUGCUGCUUGGGCGCAGAUGGAUGGCAUAAAGUAGUGCGAUCAUGUACAUUGCCGUGA